Molecule: messenger RNA, 3116 nt
Organism: Cololabis saira (Pacific saury)
Lineage: Eukaryota; Metazoa; Chordata; Actinopteri; Beloniformes; Belonidae
Gene: firrm
Product: fignl1 interacting regulator of recombination and mitosis
Exons: 25
Coding region: 211-2976 (921 amino acids)
Source: RefSeq, a predicted model, not a curated record
AAUGGCGCGCAGUCUGUUUAUCCAAAGUUGACUAUCUAGUAUUUUCGGUUGCACUUUUUCUUUUAAAUACAUUUAUGAAGUGAACACAUUCGAACGGUAGCGUUUUGGAUCCUUAAUUCAUACGAAUCUAAAGGUGAUUAUAAACGCCGGCCGUAAGACUGCGUCUUUAUACUUGAGUGACUCAGGCUGGAUGUGUGGACUGCUGUCAUCAUGUCCCAGACCAACUCGUCUCUGCUGGAGGAGGUGGUGCAGUGGAGCCAGGAAACCUGCCGCCAGCAGCUCAAGUCUGUGCUGCCAAAGCUUGUGUCGCUGCAUCAUGAGUCAGACAGUUGGGAUGAUCAUAUACGUGUAUUGAAGACAAUUACAGAUAUGUUCCUGCCGCACAUUGGUUUGUUAGAGCUGGAAGAUGAGUGCUUCUCUAAGAUUUUACCAAAGGCAGUGACAAUGUUUAACAGCAUGAUGAAAGAACUCAUGGAUCAAGUUGGCGGCCUUUCAAGUCAAAAUACUGAAGCGUGUGCCUUGCUAAGGAACAUUCUGCAGGCUAUGAUGCAGAUAAUUGAUGCGUUGUCUGCUUGUGUGCGUCAUGUUGGUUCAUUUGAAGAAGCCCCUGAUGUGCAUAUAAUCCGCUCUCUACCAAUUUGUAUCCUGAAAAUCCUGCUGGAAACAUUUCAACAUUGCAAGGAUAGCGAAGAGGUUUACUGUGGCCGUCUGUCCCUGGUGGCGGACCUGCUACAAGGGCUCUUCAAGGAAGCCUAUUCACUGCAGAAGGGUCUUCUGGAAGUCCUGGAUAGGAUCUCUCUAGAUGGCAAUGCCUCAGAGGAGGAGGUUUCUGACAUUGUUACAGUGAUUCAUAGUCUUCUGGACAUCUGCUCUGUUAUUUCCAACCUGGACAUUGCACUGCAUGCAAACACAUUGAAGUUCCUCAUCAAACAGAGCCUGAAGUACAGGUCAUUGGUGGAGGAGCAUCUACAUCACAGUGACAUCAGUAACAGUCUGUGUGACAACCUCCUGGCUUCUUUCCACAGCUGUUUGGAGCUUUCUGAACAGAUUAAGCGUGAUGGUUUACAGGAGUCAACACAAAGCCCAGAAUACAAACUGUUCCAGAAAACCGCAAAGAUGUGCAGAUUUUUUGCAAACACUUUAGUUCAUUACAUAAAGGAAUUUAAAUUUUUCUUGACAAAGUUUUGUCGGAACUUUCACCAACUCUACCUUCAGAUCACCAGCAAGUUCCCUCCUAGCUUGUGCGCUCCAGAACUGCCCGCGGCUCUUUCUGGGGAGCUGAAUGCAGCAGCUCUGGUUCCCAUGGAUGCUUUUCUGCUCCAGCUGAUGCCUCUAAGGCCUUUUGCUGAAGUUGUGCUCCAGCCGGACCUACAACUGGAUCCUGAUCAUGAACUUCCUCAGUGUCUCUUGUUGGUGAACGUCUUGGGACAGCUGGCCCGUCAACCAGAGGAAGUGCUGCAGCUUUGGCAUUCUGGCUGUCAGUUCUCUGAGGAGACACCUAGGCUUCCCCUCUACCAGGCCAUUUUUAUUCAUUUCCGACGGUGCUACACUGAGCGUAGAGUACCGGUGCGGUUGCCAGGGGUGAUGUUGAAAGGUCAGGCCCAGGUCCAUGUCUCUCUGCACCACCACGUCUGUGUGCAGCUCUGUGCCAGUGUGGCUGUGCUUCCCUCUGAGUACUUUCCUAUGUUGGAACGAUGUUUGGUUGAUACUGUGAUGGAGGUGGAUACUCAAACAGCUCUUCUUGGAAUAGAUGUCUGGUGCUUUACAGCACGAUAUGGGUCAGCAGAACUCUGCCUUCAUCAUGUCCUCCUCGUUGCUAACCUGUUAAAAGUGUGCACCAGUGAGUGUUACCAGUUGCUCCACAUGGGAUUGCUGCUGAAACGCCUGGUUUUCCUAAUGACGCCAAACCACCAGAUGGACCUUGUGGCACAUUUCCCUCCAUCGGAGGUUGAGAACCUUGGAGUGUGGAACCACGUCCUCCUGAAAGCUCUUUCGCAGGAUGCUCGUCAACGUGUGGAGACAAAUAUUACUGACCUCACUCAAAAGGUUGUGACUGAAUGGCAGAAAGGAGGAUACAAACUGGGACAAGUGGACAAAGUGAACAUGGCGCUGUUAUCCCUCCUACUGGUGGUUCGAGGACAUUCAUCUCCAGAAGAGCGGUGUUUGUUGUCUGCAGUGAGGAUGGUGACACAGAUGUGGUCACGAAUGAGUCCCGAUCAAUUGCAGACCCAUCCUGUGCUCCAGUAUACUGUGCAGCUGCUCUUGUCAUUAACAGCCGUUUUAGUGAAAAACAUUGAGCCUCACAUCAUUUGUCAGGCACUGUUGUGUCUGGAUGCUGUGGUUUCUCAAAAGUGUGCAGAUCAACUGCUGCUAGCUGCUCUGGAGUUCCUCUCCUCCUUGGGGAAGAUUUUUGUUCCUCCAGACAGCCAGAGCCAGAUUCUUCCCAGGUUGAGUCAGCUGUUUGGAGUCCUUUUAGCUGACAACUCCUGGCUGCUACAUCAGCACACCCUAGAGGCCUUUUCUCACUUUGCAGAAAAUACAAACCACGAGGAGGUAAUUUCCCAGAGUUUAUGUGUGGAAGAAACAAAGAACAAAGUUGUUAAUUAUCUUAGCAAGACGGUCAGCACACAGGAAGACGUGGAGUCCCGGCUGCAGAGGCUCAAACAGGAGACACAAGUGCUCCACCAACACAACAAGAAACUGGAGGGAAGAGAAACUGAAUCCAACCAAUGUGCUGCUGAGACUGAAGUCAUCACAGACUCUGAGCCUUGCCAUAAGAAAGCUCGGCAGGAGACCACUACGGAGGACGAGUGCAGCCGCUACGUCCAGACAGCUGAGAGUGCUUUGAGAGCCCUUCAGGCUGUCAUGGAGAGUAAAGACAACACUACAGCGCCACCUCCACAGUGGCUGGAACCCAGACUGCAGGAGCUGCAGACCCUCAUAACCCAAAUCAGUUCAGCCAAACCUACAACGUAGCUGUUCAAAUUCGUCUUCUUGUCUCACCGACUCCCCUUCUGUGUAUAGAUGUUAUUUGAAAAAUCUGUUAAGUCUUUUAAGAACUUUUUUGCUGCCAAAAAUUGGUCUUUAUCCGUGUUACUGUUUAAUAAAUACUUUAA